Messenger RNA from Thunnus maccoyii (southern bluefin tuna), 1691 nucleotides. RefSeq names its product neuroendocrine protein 7B2. Gene Ontology annotation, molecular function: enzyme regulator activity. Gene Ontology annotation, biological process: neuropeptide signaling pathway; regulation of hormone secretion. The record is from RefSeq and is a predicted model, not a curated record. NCBI's taxonomy places the organism in Eukaryota, Metazoa, Chordata, Actinopteri, Scombriformes, Scombridae. The transcript is spliced from 6 exons. Gene Ontology annotation, cellular component: secretory granule. The coding region runs from base 962 to 1633 and encodes 223 amino acids.
AAUGAUAAUAAUAAUGAUGAUGAUGAUGAUGAUGAUGAUGAUGAUGAUAAUAAUAAUCAAUCCACAAGAGACAUUUAACAAGUCAGCAACAAUAAACUAAGAGUACAGACUCAGAAAUAAGCACAGCGCCAAUAAUGGAGAAUUAAUAAUGAUAGACAUUAAAUAAAGGCCAGCAUAUACAUAUAUCAUCAUUAGAGAGGUAACAACUCUCUGUGGUCCUAUUUUCUGGCCUACAUCAUUGAAACCUCUGAGCUUUAUAGAGGCAGUAUUAAAGGGGGAAAAAUAUAUAAAUUAAGAACCUAAAUAUAGGAAUAUGAUAAUAAAACUGAAGUUGGAUAGAAAGGACAAAAUAUCUAGUUUGUAUUCUGAUUUGUACUCAUUUAAUAUUGCAACCAACAGCAGAAUAAUAUAUAUAAUGAUAUAAGAUGUAUGAUGUGGAUUACAGAGAAAAUGGGCGUUUUUGAAGAAAGACCAAAUAUGUCUGUUAGUGGUGAUGAUGGUUCUUCUCAUUGCUCUCCACGCUUCGCGUGGUGAGCUCAUAAUUGGCACAAUGCAACAGCCAAUGAGACGAGAGAAUUUUUGGUUUCCUAGCAACUGCGUCUGAACCGUGAAGGGAGGCGGACUGCAUCUUUCUGCGAAGUUGCAUAAUGGUUGAAUAAAGGUUGCAAUGAUGAUACCGGAAAUUGGGUGUUUUCCUUCAGAAUAAAGUCGUAGAAAAAGUCCUGAAGAUAAUCUUUAAGGCCAGUUAAUCCACAACGCCAUAAAAACAUGAAUAUCUGAAUAAAUGCUAAAUUCACUUAUAUCAGGAUUUGUAUUUGGUGGAAACAUUGCGUUUUUUAUUCUUUAUUAUCGUCGUGUUGGUAAAGCAAGAUUUUUAUUUUGGAGACAGGAAAUGGAUAUUGUAAUUGUGGCUAUCUUGGCAGGUAUCGCUUAGUAGGCAGGUCCCUUCAUCAGAGACACGAUGACAGAAAUGUGCGCGGCGGUGCGAUUAUCGUUGCUCGGCCUCCUGCUGUGCCUGCAGCUCAGCAGGGCUUCAGCCCGCAGCCCCCGCACGGCAGACCAGGUGUCUGAGGCCGACAUCCAGAGGCUCCUGCACGGUGUCAUGGAGCAGCUGGGCAUCGCUCGGCCCAGGGUGGAGUACCCCGCACACCAGGCCACAAACAUUGUCGGGCCUCAGAGCAUACAGGGUGGUGCUCAUGAGGGGCUGCAGCACCUCGGUCCUUAUGGAAACAUCCCAAACAUUGUGGCUGAGCUGACUGGUGAUAAUGUUCCCAAAGACUUCAGUGAUGACCACGGCUACCCAGACCCUCCAAACCCCUGUCCACAAGGAAAAACAGCAGCAGACCGGUGUUUGGAAAACGCUCCGGACACAGCCGAGUUCAGCAGAGAGUUCCAAAAACACCAGCACCUGUUUGACCCGGAGCAUGAUUACCCUGCGCUGGCGAAGUGGAACAAGGAGCUUUUGUACCAAAAACUGAAGGGAGGACCAAAAAGGAGAAAAAGGAGCAUCAACCCGUACUUAAUGGGCCAGAAGCUGGACAAUGUGGUUGCCAAGAAAUCUGUCCCUCACUUCUCUGAGGAAGAGGAGGAAGAGGCACCAACCAUCUCUGCUGCCACCAAAUCCACAACCUAAACUCCUGCACCUGAAACUGCUCACUGUAAUAUUAAAGUACACUGGAAAAAGUUUUUAA